Messenger RNA from Thalassophryne amazonica, 1514 nucleotides. RefSeq names its product zinc finger protein OZF-like. The transcript has 2 exons. Lineage: Eukaryota; Metazoa; Chordata; Actinopteri; Batrachoidiformes; Batrachoididae. Bases 77 to 1399 code for a protein of 440 amino acids. The record is from RefSeq and is a predicted model, not a curated record. Gene Ontology annotation, molecular function: DNA-binding transcription factor activity, RNA polymerase II-specific; RNA polymerase II cis-regulatory region sequence-specific DNA binding. Gene Ontology annotation, biological process: regulation of transcription by RNA polymerase II.
GUUUUCUACAAAUAUAUCUGAAGUCCAGCAACUGAGGGCCAUCUUGAAACUACAGGGAACACCUGCUGAUGAAGGCAUGAUCACAGACCAGGAAGAACUGUGUCAUUUAAAAGAAGAGACCAAAACAGACAUGCAGACAUUGUUGGUGAGUAAAGAAGAAAUUCUGCCUGAACACCAGGAAUGGGAUCUGAGUGUUGACCAAGAGGACAUUAAAGAAGAAGAGAAGCUGUGGAUAAGGCAGCAGGGAGAGCGGCUGGAGGAGGCAGAUGUCACCAAGUUUGGUUUCACCACCGUCCUUGUGAAGAAUGAAAAUGAUGAAAAGCCAGAGUCAUCACAGCUUCAUCACAGCCAAACUGAUGAGAGCACAGAGGCUGAGCCUGUAGCCAGCAGCUCAUCUGUACACACAGUACUGACAGCAGAAGCUGAAGGAGAGGAUGAUGGAGGACCACAACCAGUCCGCAACUCAGGUCCAACCAGUCUUUUACAAAAACAUACCAGUGGCAGGAGUUCAGACAGUUCUGGAACUGAGACAGAUGACCUUUAUGACUGGAAACAAAGCAGAAAACUUCAGUCAAGUUUUAACUGUCGAAACAAUACCAGUGUUGUUAGUUCAAGCAUUUGCAAUAUUGCUGAGAAACAAUUUAAUUGCUCCAAAUAUGGAAAAGCGUCUGAUCACAUUAACAACUCAGUGCAUCAUAAAGUGAGGCAAGCAAGCGGAAAACCAUUUGGCUGUUCUGACCAGGGUAAAAGACAGAAACAAAUGGGCUCUCUGAAGAAACACAUGAUAAUUCAGACAGGACUUAAGCCAUUUGGCUGUUCUGAGUGUGGUCGAAGAUUUGGACGAAAGAGCCACUUGAUCAGACACAUGAUUAUUCAUACAGAACGAAACACAAUUGGCUGUUCUGAGUGUGGUCAAAGAUUUAGAAGAAAGAGCCACCUGACCAAACACAUGAUAAUUCAUACUGGACAAAAACUAUUUGGCUGUUCUGAAUGCGGUCGAAGAUUUGGACAAAAGAAUCACCUGAACGAACACAUGAGAAUUCAUACAGGACAAAAACAAUUUGGCUGUUCUGAAUGUGAUCAGAGAUUUAGACAAAAGGGUGACCUGAACAGACACAUGAUAAUUCAUACAGGACAAAAACAAUUUGGCUGUUCUGAAUGUGGUCAAAGAUUUGGACUAAAGAGCAAUCUGAACAGACACAUGAUAAUACACACGGGACAAAAACCAUUUGGCUGUUCUGAAUGUGGCCAAAGAUUUGGACGAAAUAGCCACCUGAACAGACACAUGAUACUUCAUACAACCCCUAUCCUUGCUGCAGGGAGUAAUUUCUCCUGUGCCAGCAUUCAGCUGGAUAACCCACCAGAUCACCAAACUAUAGAUCCUGGACCCCAGCAAUAACAGCCUUAAAUGGCCAAAAGAAACAAGCCAACUACAGCACUGUAAAUUGGUCCAUUGAGGAGGAAAAAAAAAAAAAAACAUCUUACACUGCUUCACUUAUUCAAGAUAUGAGAAG